AUUUUAAUGCAGUUUUUGUUGUUUGAUUGUUGCGCUGUUCAAUGAGAAAUUUGAAAUUCGUGGUGCUGUUGCUUCUCCCUAUCCUCCUGUCCUCUGUUCUCAUCUCAUCCAAGUCCCCUCCUGUGCAGAUGAUGGCCGCUCUGGUGAAGCCGGGAGUCUUUCGGCAUGUGACAUGCCUCAACAAUAUGUACCCUCGCAGUGGCGUCCUUCGUUUCCCAGUUGCCGAGGAGCAGGUAUUUUGGUCGGAGCCAUAUGUCGAAUACUGCCCGCCCUCGUAUACAGCUCCACAUAUUGGCGGACAGGUGUGGGCCGAUGCGCCGUUACCAAGUGAAACGUUCCAGCCGAAAUGGAACCACAAUGAUGGUCAGGUGAAUCGUGAGUCCUUCCAUGGUGCCUACGAAAUAAAGGACGGCCUGCCGCGCAAUCCAAUCGGACGCACAGGUCUGAGCGGUCGAGGUUCGUUGGGCAGGUGGGGUCCCAAUCAUGCGGCCGAUCCCAUUGUCACCCGCUGGAAGCGCAACUCGAAUGGAGAGAUCGUGGACAAUGCAGCCACCGGAAAGAACAUCCUGCAGAUGGUGGCCAUUCAGCGUUCCGACAACAGGCUGUGGGCCAUUCCGGGUGGCAUGGUGGAUCCCGGCGAGAACGUGAGCGCCACACUCAAGCGAGAGUUUACCGAGGAGGCUCUCAACUUCACCGACAACGCCAACAUGGUGGAGAAAUUCUUUACGGAAGGUGGUGUCCAUAUCUACAGCGGCUAUGUGGACGACUUCCGGAACACCGACAAUGCCUGGAUGGAGACAACGGCUCUGAACUUCCACGACGAGGACGGCAGCCAGGUGGGACAGCUGAAGCUAGUGGCCGGCGACGAUGCUGCCAACGUACGAUGGACCGAUGUGGGCAGCAGUCUCAAGCUGCACGCCAACCAUGCGGACAUUGUCAGGGAAGUGGCCAUCAAGCGGGAUGCGCACUGGUAGAAACCAGUAGAAGAAUACUCUCAGAU
This is a messenger RNA of Drosophila guanche, 1000 nucleotides long. Its product is annotated as ADP-ribose pyrophosphatase, mitochondrial. Gene Ontology annotation, molecular function: ADP-ribose diphosphatase activity. The record is from RefSeq and is a predicted model, not a curated record. The transcript is spliced from 2 exons. NCBI's taxonomy places the organism in Eukaryota, Metazoa, Arthropoda, Insecta, Diptera, Drosophilidae. Bases 42 to 974 code for a protein of 310 amino acids.